UCUUUCCUCACAGCCCCUUAAUAUACGUUUUAACAACUUUUCCACAUCCACUAUGCUUUUAAAAACGCGUUUUUUACUUGUGAACAACUGAAUUCAUAAUUUUUCCUCCUGUUGAUAUAGGAGGAGACUUUUGCUUGAUCAGUGGGAGGAUUUAAUAUGACUUACACUUCUUUAAUAUGCUUUUUUCUGAUCAGUUACUUAGUUCAGGCAAAGGGCAGAAAUGAUUCAACUUGUCCAAAGUCCUUUUCAUGUGGAAAUCUUACUGACCUGAGCUUUCCUUUCUCUCUUUCCACACAAUCUGACUGUGGAGUAAUGUUCUUAUCUGGUUGUGAUGCUAAACCAUAUCCGAGAAUCCAGCUGCUUCCUGGAGGAGAUUCGUACUAUGCUUUAGGAAAUCCAUUUAAUUAUACAGUUUUUCUCGGGGACCCCAAGCUUCAUGCCAAGUUGAGGCAACACAAGUGCCAGGCUUUUAACAAAAAUUUCUCCCUUCCAAACUCUUCUUCUAUUUCUUUUGAAAUCCUCCCAGUGAAUAUUCUCAACUUCAUCAAAUGCAACAGCACUAAUAGUAGCACCCCAAACAUUACCCAGAAGAUGAAAGAUCAUUUUGCUGGUUAUAGAAUGUACAAUGGCUGUAAAGGCUUUAGCAUAUACUACAAACUUCCUGGAGGUGAUGGUGAAGACGUUCGAGCAGGCAAUCUUCCUGCCAACUGUUCACUUAUCAGAUUGCCGGUUCUCUUGCUAUCAGAUGAUGGUGGUUUGUUCAAUAUGUUAAGUGCUGCUUUUGCAGUAGAAUGGAAACUGUCUGCAGACUGUUACAAAUGUCACUAUGGCGGAGGUCAAUGCCAGACCGAUAUAACCAACAAAUUUCAUUGUUCAUAUCCAAAUAAUCCACAUGAUCAUCAAAAAAAUGAUCUAAAUGCUCAAGAUGCAAAAAUGACUAGAAGCAAGUUGGGACCGACUCUGGGAGCAGGUGCAGUUUUGUUUACAGUUGGACUAUUGGUUUUCUUGUGGGAUUUUGUUUUGAGGGUCACAAAAGAGCUCUUAUUUAUGAAUUCAUGCCAAAUGGAUCUCUUGAAAAAUUUAUCUAUGAGGAAAGAUCUGACAGUGUUCGUCAAUUGGGAGAGUAUCGUGUCAAUGUUAGGUGCACGAGGGACUAUAGGUUAUAUUGCUCCAGAAAUUGUUUGCAGAAACUUGGGAGGUGUCUCUCACAAGUCUGACGUCUAUAGCUAUGGAAUGAUGGUCCUAGAGAUGGUUGGAGGAAGAAAAAAUGUUGAUGUUGGAGUUGAUCGCACGAGUGAAAUCUACUUUCCACAUUGGCUCUAUCAACGAAUUGAACUGGAUGAAGAGCUUCAACUAAUCGGGAUAAUGAAUGAAGAGGAGAAAGAAUGUGCAAGAAAGAUGGUGAUGGUGAGUUUAUGGUGCAUACAGACUGAUCCCUCAAAUCGACCAUCGAUGAGCAAGGUUGUGGAAAUGUUAGAAGGGAAACUAGACUCUUUGCAAAUGCCUCCCAAGCCUUACCUGUAUUCUCCCACAAGAACUGAGGUAGAUUCAUCAGUACUAGAGCUGGCCUAG
This is a messenger RNA of Solanum tuberosum (potato), 1572 nucleotides long. RefSeq lists its product as uncharacterized. The transcript is spliced from 4 exons. The record is from RefSeq and is a predicted model, not a curated record. NCBI's taxonomy places the organism in Eukaryota, Viridiplantae, Streptophyta, Magnoliopsida, Solanales, Solanaceae. Bases 157 to 1572 code for a protein of 471 amino acids. Gene Ontology annotation, molecular function: ATP binding; protein kinase activity. Gene Ontology annotation, biological process: protein phosphorylation.